AUGUUCCAGGAGGAGCACUCGCUGGAACACAGGUGCGUGGAGUCGGCCAGGAUCCGAGGCAAGUACCCCGACCGGGUUCCGGUGAUUGUGGAGAAGGCGUCCGGCUCUCAGGUUGUGGACACUGACAAACGGAAGUAUCUGGUCCCAUCUGACAUCACUGUGGCUCAGCUCACGUGGGCCAUCAGGAAAAGGAUCCAGCUUCCGUCGGAAAAGGCCAUCUUCCCGUUUGUGGAUAAGACUGUGCCACAGUCCAGCCUGACGGCGGGACAGCGGUACGAGAAGCAGAGAGCCGAGGACGGGCCCCUGGACGCGGCCCCCGGCGGAGAGGACACCUUGGGCUUCCGAGGGCCGCGCCCGGCCGCGCCUCCCGCCCCAGCCCCUGGGACCGGGCCCGCCGCUUUCAGCUCCCGCCAGAGCCGCCCGCGACAGACGCCUGUUAGUGCAUCUGUAACUGGAUUCAGUUCUUUAGUAUGUUAUUGGAAGGUUUCGUCUCCUUAG
Molecule: messenger RNA, 498 nt
Organism: Sorex araneus (European shrew)
Lineage: Eukaryota; Metazoa; Chordata; Mammalia; Eulipotyphla; Soricidae
Product: gamma-aminobutyric acid receptor-associated protein-like 2
Exons: 1
Coding region: 1-498 (165 amino acids)
Biological process (GO): cellular response to nitrogen starvation; autophagosome assembly; autophagy of mitochondrion
Cellular component (GO): cytosol; autophagosome; autophagosome membrane
Molecular function (GO): ubiquitin protein ligase binding
Source: RefSeq, a predicted model, not a curated record